AAUAGCAACCCGCUGCUGUCACUAGUGUUCCACAUACUGACAGACGGACGACUACAAUCCCGAAACAACAAUUAGAGGCGAAUUUCAUCCGGCGUGCAGCUGUUUUCUUCAUGUGAUGUCAAAAAAGAAGAGGUAAGGUGAGGCUGUGAGGAGGCUGCAGCUCUGCAAAGAAUGAUAGUGAGGAUCAAGGCGCGCUGUCCCGGGAGAACUCAUCUGAAGAGCUGGCCCUGAGAGACCGGGAUGCUCCUCUAACACACCUGGGGGGCUAGUUUUCCUGUGCAGACGGUCUGUGUGGCGGAGUUUGAGCUCAAGUGGAAGUAAAUGAGUGAGCCAGAGGGAGCGAGUGUCAUGGAAAACACUCGGGGGAGUGAUGUCGAGGAGGACCCCACCUACCAAAACCUGCUGCUCCUGGGAGCCAUCGCAGCAGCGUCCGCCUUUGUGGUCACCAUCCUGAUCGUCCUCGUCUGCGUUGGCUGCCAAAGAAAAAGCAAGAGCAAGCACCCCCCAGCCGGAGAGAAAGGGACAUCUGUAAAUAUGCAGGGUACUCUUCGACAUCCAAAACUAAACUCCAUGAGCAAAUCAGACACCAGGCUUCAUGAGAUCAAUCGCUUUCCCUGCAAUGGAAACUCUGUUAGCAAAAGCCGCCCAGCCAGCAUGGACCUCCUGCUCCUCCACAGCCGGCGCUCCCAGACAGACCUGAGGCCCUCCCAAGGGCGACAGCUUCCCCAGAUCCCAACCAGUCCCCAGGGAUCUAACCAGGGAGGGGGAGGAGGGGAGUCGGGAGGAGGUGAUGGGGGAGGAGGUGGAGGGGGUGGCGGAGGGGAGGCUAGAGAUCACACCUACACUGAGGUAGGCAUACGAAACAACCCUACUCCCACCCACUGCCUGGAUGACGGCUUGUAUGAAAGUGUAGGUGUCCGGGAAGGGGACGCUGGCCCUAAGAUUCCCCCCGUCCCCCCAUCCACAUCCUCUAACAGCACUCCGGCUUCGGUCAGAGCUGCCCAAAGCCCCCCAGCUCAGGCCAAUGGAGGUCGCAAUGGGAACGGGCAUGGGAAUGGUGGCAGAGGGAAUGGUAGGGGCAAUGGUACCAUAAAUGGACCACUGUCAGGAAGAAGUAACGGUGCAAGUGCUAUCAACAGGUCCCCUCUGUCCUCUGUCAACUCUCUGGCCACCCAUGAACCAACUGCAGCUGAGUAUGCCUCUAUACGGAAGUUCAGAAAGGUUGAGAAGACAAACAGGAAGGAGAACAACGGGGCCGACAGCCAGUCAGACAGCCAAUCGAGCGUGAGUGAUUCACCCUCUGCGGCUCCUCCUGCGCUCCAUCGCAGCCAGGAGUUUCCACGGAAACCUCUGGAGCCGUUUCACCUUCACUCCUUCCCAAAGGAGGCAGUGUUCAUGGGCAACGGGGAGCAGUACAUCUGGAAGCCUCCAGAGGAGGAUGACAUCAUCACCCUGCACCCACCUCCACUCCGUGGAGAGAAUGGACAGGGGCACCCAUCACCCCCGACUGCAAAGGAGAUUGCAGACACCUACUCCAUCGUGUGUAAAUCCCAGAAGAAGAAGCCUCCUAUGGAAAACAAUGGAGCAAAGACCCUCCCUCGCUCCUUUGGCGGAGACAGAAGUGCUCGUGGCCGGGGCCGAGGAGUCCAGGGCCAAGCGCGCUCCCAGGAGGAACCCUGCUAUGAGCCGGUAGGAGACAGGUCCUGGUCCACAUGUGCCAUGGCCGAGUCCGACCCGGCAUACGCGACCAUCGACCCCCACCGAAAGCGUGAGCAGGCCGGAACCAAUAACAGCACAGCCGGGGGAAACGCCACACUGAAGAGGAAGAAGCAGACACCACUGCAGCAGCAACAGGCAGCGCCAGUGCCACCUCAGGGCUCAGGACCCACUGGCCUGCCUGUAAAAGGCCUCCCAGGCGGAGAACACUUCUAUGAGACCAUCAGCGAUGUGAAGCAAGGAGGCAACAGCUCCAGCACCACCACCAUCUUCACCUUCAAUGACGGGAUGGAGAUGUACGUCACCGGCCUGUAGCUGGCUCCGAGGGCCGACUGGUACAGAGUCAUGAAAGGGACCCUCCUGUUCACUGGCCAUCAAGCUGCUGUACAUAAAAACCAGACCCUCUAAAGACAAACAACAUGACAAUCCUCUUUGUGAUGACAUCAGGUAUAAACAGGGUCUUAAUCCAGGUUCAGACUUCCCUUCAUUGGUCUGUGCUUCAGAACCAGCCUAAGCCUAGUCCAGCCCAAAUAUGGACCAAAUGUGUUUUAAAUAAAAAAGAAGAAAACUGGAAAAUACAUCCUCAACCUACUGUGUCACUGACAAUACUCACCUGUUUGUGCAUCAUUUUCAUAAUAACUUUAUUUUUAUAUGAACACUGUACUCUUUGUCGAGUAUGUGGUGUAUCUCACAAUCUUUAAUAUCAAGUUAAAAAUAAAUGUGCAUGCAUUGUGCUAACACAAACCUGAAAAAAAACAUUAGUAGCAAAGGAUUCUGGGCAUGUUUGGAGUAUAAGGCACACAGUUAGCUGUUGUCACCCACAUAGAUACACACUUGCACAUAUAUGCCUCAUCUUCAGGGGGACUUAUGUAAUAUAAGCAGAUGGAUGUCACAGAGAUUUGCGCUGCUUAGCUCUCCCUAAGCAAACAUCUGAAACAGGUUCUAUGCGCACACUCGCCUGUUGCCUGGCAAAAGGCAUUGUGGUGCUUUGUGUAAAUGCUGGGCCUGCUUAAACUCAGACGUGAUUAAAUGCUGUAGUUCCAUCAAUGUGACCUAAAUGUAUGAGUAGUUAUCAAUUACAACAUCUGUAAAAAAUGUCUUGAUCAGUGUAAUCUUCUCAUAAAUUAUGAGAUUAGUUAACAACCCCCUCUCAGAUUUGACAAACAUCUGUAGCCAGAGGCAUGAUGACACACCCCAGCACUCCCACAUGCACAUACACUUAUAUACACUUAGGAGAGUCAUGCAGGGUAAAGCCACUAGGCCAGGGCAGUGAGUGGGUUGUUCAAGAAUUUCCCCAGAGGGAUGUGGGUGAUAGAUUUCACAAUGUGAGACCUUUAGUGUAUCAAGAUAUGAAAAUAUAGUUUAAAUAUAUAAAUGAGAGGAAAAUAUUCAAAAAUUAAGGAAGUGAAAGUGUGUCCACAGGCUUCAUCCUGUGCAGUUAAUACUUCAAGUCCUUUGGGCACUGUAAACAUGUGAUUUUAUGACCAUUAUAAUUUUGCACAGGACAGCUGCAGGACCGGCUUAAUUGCGCAUUAAUAUACUUUAAAGGGUGUUUCCUAUUGCAGUUCUGAUUUGCUCUGAUCUGAAGUUAAAUCCAGAGCUAUCUGUAGCUCUAGAGUCAAGAGCUGAAAUAGCUUCAAAAGUUUGGGCUCCAAAGAAAAUAAAGAGCUGGGCAUGAAAUUACCAGUGAGUGUCUUUUGGAAGUUUGCCCCUUGCCUUGUCUCCAGCCUCUGCACUCAGUUCUCUUCCAUUAUAAACAAUGGCUUUCCCGCAUAGCUUUAAGGAACAUUAUAAAAAGAACAGAGGAAGGAAACAAAAUAUUAGAGGCUUGAUAAAGGGACAUGAAUAAAAGAGGGGAAGAAAGAUGCACACUGCUCAUAGGCUGAGAAAUGCAUCCUGAUGAUUGCACUGUGAGUCAACAAUGCAAGGAGAAGACGGGUUUAGAAAGGUUAAUAACACAAAUUUAUAAAUGCUACUGUGUCAGAAAGUAUGUAAAAACAAAAAUGCACUCUGUAUUUUAAUGCACUGUUUAUUUUUUCUUACCUACUGAUAAUACCAUUGGUUGAAUAGCUCAUGCCACUGCCAUGAAAACGAUAUGUUUAUGUUGUUGGUGCAAUUUUUACUGCUUGAUCAAAAAAGUGCAUGCUUUGAUAUAUGGAGAUGAAAACAGAUAUUGUGGUACUUAACUGAUCUCUUGUUUGUUAAUCUUUUCUGUUGUAAUUUUUAACAUGUGAUGCAAAAAAAGCAGCAUUCAGUUUCAAUUUUUAAACUUGGAGGAGGAAGAGUGAGAAAAGAGAGAAGCCACUGGGAGUUUUAGGGCAGAGCUUUGUUUAUCCUGCACUCUGGGGGAGUAAAAAAGAGGGAUAGAGGUGAGGAGGGGGAAGCUGGAUGAAGAUCACUGCAAAUGGACACAGACUCCAAGGACCCUGCUUCUUUCGAUAUAUGUUUGCGUGCUUGCACACACACACACACACUCACACAAAUGCACAUGCAUACACCGACAGGCACAUGCACACUCUGCAGCAUUGAGCCAUGUGUGUUUCCAGUUUAGGGAGGAAAGCACAUUUUGCUCCUAGAUCCUCCCUCCCCCCAGCUGGGUUCAUCCUCCAAUAACUGACACAGACCUCUCUCUUUUCUCUGCCUCACCUCUCUCCCUAGCUGUGCAGGGGAGGGGGCUUUGAUGUCCAAUUCUGAGGGACUCAGGGAGUUCUAUGAGGGUGGUGGGGUGGGUGGGUAGAGGCUGUGGGUCAGGCCAGCCC
Cheilinus undulatus (humphead wrasse) is the source of this 4475-nucleotide messenger RNA. RefSeq lists its product as uncharacterized. Lineage: Eukaryota; Metazoa; Chordata; Actinopteri; Labriformes; Labridae. Gene Ontology annotation, biological process: T cell receptor signaling pathway; B cell receptor signaling pathway; negative regulation of T cell activation. The record is from RefSeq and is a predicted model, not a curated record. Gene Ontology annotation, cellular component: plasma membrane; membrane raft. The transcript has 9 exons. The coding region runs from base 322 to 2031 and encodes 569 amino acids.